This is a messenger RNA of Marasmius oreades (fairy-ring Marasmius), 945 nucleotides long. RefSeq lists its product as uncharacterized. The transcript has 2 exons. The record is from RefSeq and is a predicted model, not a curated record. The coding region runs from base 1 to 945 and encodes 314 amino acids. NCBI's taxonomy places the organism in Eukaryota, Fungi, Basidiomycota, Agaricomycetes, Agaricales, Marasmiaceae.
AUGCUAGACGGCAGUGCCCACUACCGACGUUUUGAAGUUGCACAACUUGACGAUCUUAACAUCAACGCUAAUUUUCUGAACAACACAAGACGCCAGCCUCUGAAAGGCCGCUCAUUGGAGGAGUGCGAGUUAUGUCUGUGUUGUGAUCAACUGAGUGGUGGAGGUGGUGGAGGUGGUGGAGGUGGUGGUGGUGGUGGAUUGGGCGGUGGAGGUGGAGGAGGCCAAUUGGGUGGUGGCCUACCGACUGCCCCUGUUUCCACCUCACAGCCCUUUCCGUCGACGUCUCGGAAGGCGACGGAUAUCCCUCCAGCCCAAACACAAGGAGGUAUAACCAACACUGUCGUACCGAGCGCAACGCCUACGGAGUCCAACAAAAGUACUAGUGCGACGGAAACCGGAGCCGCAUCAAAUGGCGAUACUAGUGCCAGUUCUGGGUACAUUACUCAAGGUCCGCUGAACUCAAACUCGUCAAGCACCCCGUCCCAAACGCAGGCCCGAGUCGCGCCUGCGACAGUAACCGAAUCAACAACCCAACUCGUCAUUCAAACGAGUGUCACAACGAGAGACAAGAUAAACAUUCCUAUCAUCGUUGGGAGUGUCAUGGGCGCUGUUGCUCUUCUCUUUAUCUUGAUCUGUGCCACGUUUGCAUAUUUCCAUCGCAGGGCCAGGCGGCGGACAGCUUCUCCGCGUGCCGCUAUUUCGCCGUUCGUCGUACCCCCUCCUACUAAACGUUGUGGGUCCUCGAAUAAGUUCGAGGCGGAAAGGGGAAGGAUACGAACGUACUAUUCAACGACUGGCGUUGAUCGUGAUCAUCAGGAGGAAGCCACGAGCGAGGUUGAUGAGCAAGAAGCUGGUAGACAAACUUGCACUGCUUGGGAGUCGGUGAUUGCCAGUGACGAUGUAGGAACGAACACUAUUAACUCUCCGCCGUCGUACCGGCCAUGA